AAGUGUAAUGUUCAACACCUUAAAGCAAACGGCGGCGAGCUCUCUGACACGCGAGCUCUGUAGUGGUUAGUUAGAAAUCUGAUCAUUCGUUGUACUUCUCCCAUCAGUCACUAUGUCUGUUUUGUGUUAUAAUAAGGGAUGUGGACAGCGAUUUGAUCCAGAAAAUAACCCAGCCGAUGGCUGCACCUAUCAUCCAGGAGUCCCAGUAUUCCACGAUGCCUUGAAGGGAUGGUCCUGCUGCAAGAGAAGAACUACUGACUUCUCAGACUUCCUCAGCAUUGUUGGCUGUACAAAAGGUCCCCACAACAAAGAGAAGCCCCCUGAGCCGGUGAAACCAGAUGUGACAUCUUCAGGAGAAAAGAAGGAGUUAGAGGACCAAAAGCCAAAGUUUAAUGAGUACAUCAUCUCUGCACCGAAACCUCAGGAGGCGAUAUGCAGACCAAGUCCUGAUGAGCCAGUGGUGAGAUUGCAGCAUAAAGUCUCUGCAUCUCUGAAGCAGGCUCUGGAGAAACUUAAACUAACUGAAAAUGCUGAAGAGAUAAAAGAGGAAGAAAGUGACGAGAUCAAAAUUGGAACGUCCUGUAAAAACGGAGGCUGUACUAAAAGUUUUGAAGGACCUGCAAGUGAUUCGGAUGUGUGCUUAUACCAUGCUGGAUUUCCCAUCUUUCACGAAGGGAUGAAAUACUGGAGCUGCUGUAAAAGGAAAACCUCAGACUUUAAUACCUUCCUCUCUCAAGAGGGCUGUACAAAGGGAACACAUCUAUGGAGGAAAAAGGAUGCGGGUAAGAAGGUGGUCCCGUGUCGGUUUGACUGGCACCAGACUGGGACGCAGGUCAUCAUUUCUAUCUAUGCCAAGAAUGCGGUCCCAGAGCUAAGCUAUGUGGAUGCCAACAGCACUACGCUCAACAUCCACAUUAUAUUUGAUGGAGAGAAAGAAUUUGAGCAGAAAAUCAGCCUUUGGGGAGUGAUAGACGUGAGUAAAAGUUUGGUGAACAUGAUGGCGGCCAAGAUCGAGGUAGCCAUGAAGAAGUCCGAGGCGAUGUCCUGGGCUCGUCUGGACCUUCCUCCUCCUCCUGCUCCACCCAAGGAGAGCGAGAAGAAAAAAUCUGACAGUGAGGACGAGGAUGAAGAUGAAGAUGACUGAUAGGAUUGAAAAUAAAGACAUGUGAUUUAAAAACUGAGUUUCAGCAGGCUUCCAGUCAAGUCCCAGCUAAAUUGCACUGAAGUCCCCUGGAAAAUUACAUCAUGCCUUAACAUAAGUUGUCAGUUUUCAUUAUGCUCACUUUCACACCCAUGCAGACCCAUGUCACACUAAUGGACCGCGGCUGUGACCAGAUCUCAUAUUUUCAGGAAUGAAAUCAUUUUUGUUUUUCAUAAAUUUAAUACAUCAGACCAAAAAGCUGCCCGGAUUGUCUUGAUUUGUCCGCUUACAUCAAUAUGUUAUCCAAACUUGUGUUUUAUGAAAUGUAUUCUGAAUCAAUUGUGAGACGAGAACUAUCACAGCUGAAUUAUCUUGAGAUAUACUUUGGAGAUGCACUCUAACUAUCCAUACUUUUCUCAGUAAAAAUUGUAAAUUUGCUCCAAAUUAUGUUUUUUACUUCACUACACUCAAUGUAAAUUUUGUACAAGUUUUGCUUUCAGAUACUGUAUUUAUCUUAUUUCUUGUCAAAACAAAGUAGUGUGGUUUUAAUGAGAAUGUACUGUAAUGCCAAUUAAAUACAAAGUAUUUUAAGCAAAAUAUUGUAUCAUAAAAUGCUAUGCUAGAAAGCAUGUGUCUAGGCUUAGAUUGUAUGAAGUGUUAUUUGGCAAAAGGAGAAGCAAUGGAAAAGUAAAGUUCUAGGAAAGGGAACCAGUUUGUCUGACCAAAAAAUAAAUAAACUUCUGAGAUUAAA
Messenger RNA from Pelmatolapia mariae (spotted tilapia), 1892 nucleotides. RefSeq names its product cysteine and histidine-rich domain (CHORD) containing 1b (gene chordc1b). The coding region runs from base 113 to 1144 and encodes 343 amino acids. The record is from RefSeq and is a predicted model, not a curated record. Lineage: Eukaryota; Metazoa; Chordata; Actinopteri; Cichliformes; Cichlidae. The transcript is spliced from 12 exons.